Nicrophorus vespilloides is the source of this 203-nucleotide messenger RNA. Its product is annotated as beta-1-syntrophin-like. Gene Ontology annotation, molecular function: structural molecule activity. The transcript has a single exon. The annotation marks the transcript as partial. NCBI's taxonomy places the organism in Eukaryota, Metazoa, Arthropoda, Insecta, Coleoptera, Silphidae. The record is from RefSeq and is a predicted model, not a curated record. Gene Ontology annotation, cellular component: intracellular anatomical structure; dystrophin-associated glycoprotein complex.
AGGGUCGAGUUCUGGAGCUGCACUCGCCAGAUGCCGUCCACAGCUGCGUCCUGAGGGCAUCGGACGCUGCGGAGGCCGCGGCCUGGUUUAACACCCUCCAUUCUGCGUUGGCCGUCCUCACGACCUCCGCCCUCCACGAGGCUUCCAGGGCCAUCGCUGAUCUCAGACACAUAGGUUGGUUACUACGGCGACCCAAAAUGGAG